AUGGCUGUCUCAGCAGCCCGUAGAUCAGCACGAACGACGAGGAACCCGCUAGUUUUGCUUUUGGCACUUGUGGCAUACCUGUACGCACCCUCUUUCGUGCUGCCAGCUGCACCUUCGUCCCGACCUUUGCGCCAACCCACUGCUCUGCGGGAUGUUCGGCUCCAUGCGCGUGGAGGUGAGAGUGAUUCGGCAAAGCUCGCCGUGGGCGACGAGGUGAACGCCAUGUAUCCGGAUGACGAGCAGUGGUAUCCCGGCACAGUCGAAAAGGUUAACGACGAUGGCACCUACAAGGUCAAGUGGGAGGACCCUGAGGGAGGCCCAGAGAGCCAUGAUGUCGCAGCCGACAACAUCAAGAAGAUCAUCAUUUUCACUGAUUACAAAGUCGGCGAGAAAGUCGAGGCGGUGUUUGAGGAUGACGGCGGCUGGUACCUGGCGGAAGUUGCCAAGAAGAACGAUGACGGCAGCUUCACCGUGAAGUGGGACGAACCCGAUGGUGGCCCGGAGGAGUCCCAGGUGCAGCCCAAGGAGAUGAAGUAUCCGCCGAUUCCUGUGGAGGAUCUGGAGAUCGGAGCGAAAUACACGGGCACUGUGCGCUCAAUCUUGGAUUUCGGCGCCUUCGUAGACAUCGGUGCGGAAGCCGACGGCCUGCUGCACAUCUCCAGGAUCUCCAUGGAGCGCAUCGACAACAUCUACGACGAGCUCUCCGAGGGUCAGGAGAUCGAGUGUUGGAUCUCCGGGAAGCAGGACGACGGAAAGUUUGGUCUCACCAUGGUCGAGGGUAAAUUGGAUGGACGUCGAUCCGAGCCGGCAGAUUUGAACCCUUUCUUCGACUGCUUGCCGUCUGAGUGGCAGAAAGGCGUCGUCGCCAGAACGGCGCCUUUCGGAGCUUUCGUCACUGUCACUUUGGAAAGCGGCGAGUCCGCAGAUGGGCUGGUCCACAUCUCCAAGCUUCAGGACGGCUUCGUGGACAACGUGGACGAUGUCGUGAGCAUUGGGCAAGAGGUGCAGGUCCGAAUUGAGUCUGCAGCUUCACGGCACUUGCACACUUUGGGUUUGGGGUUUGGGGGUUUAUCCCAAGCUCUCAGGACCCAUGGUUCAAUCCAGCCGCAGCCAAGGGUCUCGGUUUCUGACCAUGGGCUGUACCCGCCAUAG
Symbiodinium necroappetens is the source of this 1152-nucleotide messenger RNA. NCBI's taxonomy places the organism in Eukaryota, Dinophyceae, Suessiales, Symbiodiniaceae. The record is from the annotation of a GenBank genome assembly.